AUGUUUAAUUUAUCUUUAAUGAAACAAUUUACACGGCUAGCGAUUGCUGUACCCAAAAUUCCAUCAACUGCUAAAAACAUUAGCACUGCAUCAGCCUUACAAUUUAAAAUUUCUGAUCAAUUAUGGGCUGAGCCUAUGAAGAAGAAGAAAAAAAUGGAUCCAGCUAUAAUAAAAGCUAGAGAGGAGAGGAGAAGGAAAAAAUUAGAGAAACAAAUUCGAAGAUUGGAAAAAAAUGCAAAACAACUGAAGCCAAUUGAUGAAUGUGAACCACCUCUUCAUGUUCUUGAUAACAUAGGAAAACGAAGACGCCCUGUAGUUAAAUUAUCAAUAGAACAAAUUGAAGAUCGGGCUUUGCUAAAUAAGGAUUGGUGCAGAUAUAAAAGACAGGAGUACAUGGCUAAUGUAGCACAAGUUGAUAGAAUAAUGAGGGCCCAGAAAAGAGCACUAGAUCAGCUUUAUGAAGUCUCUGAAGAGUUGUAUAAUGAAGCAAUAAUGCCUGAUCUGCAAUUAAUUCCAUACACAAUCGAGGGAACAUAUGCCACACCACCAAUUAAGAAGUAUGAUUCACCUGAUGGAGAAUAUGUAGAUGUUUCAAAGAAAUGGGGCAAUUAA
This is a messenger RNA of Pieris macdunnoughi, 612 nucleotides long. Lineage: Eukaryota; Metazoa; Arthropoda; Insecta; Lepidoptera; Pieridae. The record is from the annotation of a GenBank genome assembly.